AUGCAGACGGAAGUAGAAUAUUUAGGUCAUAAAAUAGACGGACAGGGUCUGCACACAUUAGACAAACACAUAAUCGCGAUUAAAGAGGCAGCGGCACCCCAAGACAGGUCAGAACUAAAAAGUUUUCUAGGGUUGGUAACAUACUACACUAAGUUCGUGGAAAAUGCGGCACGGAUACUAAAACCGUUGUAUUAUCUUUUAAAAAUGGGGGCGAAAUGGUCAUGGUCCAAAGAAGCGGACGAGGCGUUUAAUAGCAUUAAAUCGAUAUUAUCGUCCAAACCCGUACUCGACCACUAUGAUCCGUCGGUACCAAUUAAACUAAUGAUAGACGCGUCAUCUUUCGCUAUCGGCGCGGUCAUAUCACAGGUAUACGGCAACGCCGAAAAACCAGUAGCCUACGCAUCGCGUGUCUUAUCAGAAACGGAACGCAAAUACCCGCAAAUUGAAAAAGAGGGGUUAGCGAUAAUAUACGGUGUUCAAAAAUUCUACGAUUACUUGUACGCACGAAAAUUUACUUUAAUCACCGACCAUAAACCACUCUACCAUAUUUUCGGGGAAAAGAAAGGUAUACCAAUUUACGCGGCUAAUAGAUUACAGAGGUGGGCGUACGUACUCACAGCAUUCGACUUUGACAUUUCGUUCGUUAAGUCAGGGAAAAACGCAGCGGAUUUCUUAUCGCACACAAGAAUAGGCACAGCAGACAGAGUGUCUACGGCGCCACAGUGUCUAAACUUUAUAUACGACAACUGUCCGUUUAACGUUAAUUGGGUCAAAAUAAAAACACAAACACGAACCGAUAAAAUCUUAUCGCAGGUAAUUAAGGCUAUCAACACAGGCGAAUGGCCAACAGGCGCGGAUAAAAACGAAUUGCUUAAAUCGUAUUACACGCGACGUCACGAAAUUUCAACCGAACAGGGCUGUUUGAUGUGGGGGUACAGGGUGAUUAUGCCAAGUAAGUUCAGGGAGGCCCUGUUGACAGAAUUGCACUCCACGCACGCGGGAAUGAGCUGCAUGAAGGCGAUCGCGCGUUCGUAUUUUUGGUGGCCAGGGAUCGACAACAACAUUGAAAACACGGCGCGCAAAUGCGAAAAUUGUAUACAGGUUAGACCCGCACCACCAAAAGCAGUGCUAACGCCAUGGAAGUGGCCGGAACAAGUGUGGACGCGCAUACACGUAGACUUUUUAGGGCCUUACAAAAAUAAAAUUUUUUUAAUAGUAGUUGACGCGACUUCAAAAUGGCUCGAAGUGUUUGAGGUAAGCACGAGUACGACGUCAGUGGUAAUCGUAAAAAUGCAAGAACUUUUCGCUCGUUUCGGGGUCCCCAAGUCCAUUACCACCGAUGGAGCCAAGUGUUUCACAGAUACGGAAUUUAGCACGUUCUGCGUAAAUGGGAACAUAAAACACUUGGUGGGAGCUCCGUUCCACCCGGAAACAAACGGGGCAGCCGAAUCAAGGGUUAAAAUAGUGAACAAUUUCUUUAAGAAAAACCAAACCACCAGCCCGACGCUAUUACAGAAAUUCCUGUUAUUUUACCGUAAUACACCGCACUCGGCAACGCGCCAGACACCGGCAAAAUUAUUACUAGGACGUAGCACCCGAACACAGUUCGAUAUGCUGAUUCCCAGCACAAAGGACGUGGUUAGUGAUCACCAGGAUUCCCAAAUCAAACGUCACGGUAAACGACAUCAUGAAAUCCAACAGGGAGACACAGUGGCCGUGCGGGAUUAUCGGACGAAUGAAAAUAAGUGGUCGAUAGGGACUCAAAAAAUAUCAUUAAAUUGCCCAGGCUUGCUAUCAUAG
Messenger RNA from Metopolophium dirhodum (rose-grain aphid), 1800 nucleotides. RefSeq lists its product as uncharacterized. Gene Ontology annotation, molecular function: nucleic acid binding. The coding region runs from base 1 to 1800 and encodes 599 amino acids. The transcript has a single exon. The record is from RefSeq and is a predicted model, not a curated record. Gene Ontology annotation, biological process: DNA integration. NCBI's taxonomy places the organism in Eukaryota, Metazoa, Arthropoda, Insecta, Hemiptera, Aphididae.